Aureobasidium musti is the source of this 240-nucleotide messenger RNA. The record is from the annotation of a GenBank genome assembly. NCBI's taxonomy places the organism in Eukaryota, Fungi, Ascomycota, Dothideomycetes, Dothideales, Saccotheciaceae.
AUGGCACCCAAAUUUAUGGCCUACGUCGACAAGAAGGGUCGUCCCAUCAACGUCGUUAUCAUUCAGCUUCUCUUCGGAUGUCUUGCGUUCAUCAACCUGGCUCCGAGCGGCGGAAACAUCUUCAACUGGCUUCUUUCGUUGUCAGGUCUUUCAAUCCUGUUCAUCUACGGCGGUAUCGGUCUUGCCCAUGUUAGAUUCCGCUCAGCCUGGUAUGCUAUGAUACACCAUGUAAUUUUCUAG